ACGAGAGUUCAAUAUCAAGACCGCGAGCGAAAAGGUUCCCCAUAUAUAUUUUUUGAGUGACAUAACCUCCCCGGUGUGGUGCACCAAACCAACAGGAAAACAACAACAAAACAGACGAGACGAAAAGAGCUUUUCCGUUUUAUCUGCUUUCUUCGUUUCUUCGAAUCAACGCCGCCGCGAUCGAUUGCGUUUUCGCUUCGCGUUGCAUUGUGUGCAGUGGACUAUCCAUCAUCAUCUUCGUAGUCGUCGCCCCUCAACCUAAACAUCGCACAGGUGCGUUCCGGAGCGAAUUUCCAGCCAGUCAAAAUUCUACCAACGAGGAAAAAAAUGGUCAACGCAUACGACAUUUUCGGUGGGGUGUGCGUUUUCAUCGUUUCGGUGCAGCUACUGCGGAAGGUGUUCCCAUGGAUCUACGAGAACCUGCUCGGACCGAAGCUGUUCGGUUCCGGCGUGAAGCUGCGCGAGAUGGGAUCCUGGGCAUUGGUCACCGGGGCAACCGAUGGAAUUGGCAAAGCCUACGCUAAAGCCCUCGCUAAAAAGGGUCUCAAUGUGGUGCUGGUCAGUCGAACCCUGUCCAAGUUGGAAGAUGUCGCCAAGGAAAUUGAGUCCGAAUCCAAAGUCCAGACCAAGGUCAUCGCGGCCGAUUUCACCGCCGGGCCGGAGAUCUACGAAACCAUCGCGAAGCAGACCACCGGCAUGGAGAUUGGCGUCCUGGUCAACAACGUCGGUAUGAGCUACGCCAACCCGGAACGGUUCCUCGAGCUGCCCGAGCAGGAAAAACUCAUCAGCGGUCUGAUCACGUGUAACAUCUUCUCCGUCACGCGGAUGUGCAACCUUUUCCUGCCGGCCAUGGUCGAACGUAGGAAGGGUGUCAUCAUCAACAUCUCGUCCCUGUCGGCGGUCAUCCCGGCUCCUAUGCUGACGGUCUACGCCGCUUCCAAGGCAUUUGUGGACAAGUUCAGCGACGAUCUGGCCACGGAAUACGCCAAACAUGGUGUGCUGGUGCAGUCGGUUCUGCCCGGACCGGUCGCCACCAACAUGUCCAAGAUUCGCCGGGCCACGUGGAUGGCCUGCUCGCCGAAGACGUUCGUUUCCAAUGCCCUCAGCACGCUGGGCAUCUCGAGUCACACGACCGGAUACUAUCCGCAUUCGCUACUGCAACUGAGCAUAGACAUGCUGGGACUGAUCUCGCCGAGCGUUUCCCGUAAGAUUACCCUGAAGACGAUGGAGAAUAUCCGCGCCAGGGCUGCCAAGCGGGCAGUCAACAAGCAGGAAGCUAGCAAGUAGAGAAGCUCUGCAGAAUGCAUUGCAUGAUGAUUACAGGUAGAAGUGCAUUUUCGAUUUUCUUCUUUCUCGAGCUCACUUAUUUUCGCUUUCUUUUGCCUAGUAUGCUUAAGUAGAGGAUUCAAAUGAACUGGAUUCUUAACGUGUCUUUAACCUACAGACACCCACUCGUCUGGUCAUUUAUUUGAGACUUCAUAAUUAUGUAGCGCCGGGUUGACGCAGAACGAACUGUGGCAUUUGUUAAUUUGUAUAGAGGAGAUAAUUGAUGGAAUUCCUAAUGGCAAUGAUUAAAAAUACAA
Molecule: messenger RNA, 1583 nt
Organism: Ochlerotatus camptorhynchus
Lineage: Eukaryota; Metazoa; Arthropoda; Insecta; Diptera; Culicidae
Gene: spidey
Product: spidey
Exons: 5
Coding region: 328-1287 (319 amino acids)
Cellular component (GO): endoplasmic reticulum
Molecular function (GO): oxidoreductase activity
Source: RefSeq, a predicted model, not a curated record